Molecule: messenger RNA, 4258 nt
Organism: Colius striatus (speckled mousebird)
Lineage: Eukaryota; Metazoa; Chordata; Aves; Coliiformes; Coliidae
Gene: ST14
Product: ST14 transmembrane serine protease matriptase
Exons: 19
Coding region: 652-3138 (828 amino acids)
Biological process (GO): proteolysis; acrosome reaction
Cellular component (GO): membrane
Molecular function (GO): serine-type endopeptidase activity; protein binding
Source: RefSeq, a predicted model, not a curated record
UUGCCAGACCGGAUUGAAGGCUGCAACUGCAGACAGAGAAUGGGGUGGUUUCGGGGUUGUCUGACAGGAAUCUGGGUGGGAGGACACCCUCAGUGAAAUCCAGGAGUCACACUGAGAACAGAAUCCUUGAGAACACAGCUGCAGGGAGGAAAAAACCUUUUGUCACUGGCUGUUUGAAGCCCCAGCCCUUGGCUGCUGUGGAUGGACUGUGCUCCUUGGUGAGGCCGGGAGCUGCUUGGACAGAAGACAUUUCCCUCCCCGUGGGCAACUUGCCUUCAUUCCAUGAGUAAACAGCUCUUCUUUUGCCUUUUAUUCCUCAUGGAUGGCAUUCCCAGGGCUGGGAGCUGAUGUGGAGGUAUCCUGUGGGUUCAGCCAGCCUUUGCUGCUCCAGCAGCUGAUCCCCAUCUCACCUGGGACUCUCCUGCCUUUAACUUUUGCAACAGGCUUCUGACAAAAGACUGACCUGGUUCUCAAGUUUCACUGGUGUGCCUGAAGCAAACCCUCUCCUUCCUCCUAAAGGCUCGUUAAACCUCCACUUGCUGAGCUCCUAAUGCUGCUGUGGCUGAUAGGGGAGAGACAACAGAGGUGACAGAGUGAGCUGACAGAAGCAGCAAGAAGCAGAGGCUUUGUCGUUGACUGCUGCCACCGGACAUGAACAACCUGGAGGAAGGGGUGGAGUUCCUCCCUGCCAUGAACUCCAAGAAGAUGGAGAAGCGUGGCCCGAAGCGGCGGGUGGUCGUCGCCGUCACCGUCGUCGCUUUCCUGCUCAUCUCCCUCGUCACCGGCCUCCUCGUUUGGCACUUCAAGUACAGGAACGCUCCUGUCAGGAAGGUUUUCAACGGCCACUUGCGGGUCCUGAACUGGGAUUUCCUUGAUGCUUAUGAGAACUCCAGCUCCCCAGAGUUCCUCAUGCUGGCCCAGAAGGUGAAGAGCACGGUGGAGGAGAUCUACAGGAAUCAUGCAGAUAUUGGCCCUUACCACAAAGAGACAGUGAUAACUGCUUUCAGUGAAGGCAGCAUCAUUGCCUACUACUGGUCAGAGUUCCUUGUCCCCAAGUACCGUGAGGAGAGCCUGGACAGGGCCAUGGCAGACAAGCAGAGCCUGGUGCAGAGGUGGAACCCCCGUCUGAGGAACCCCCUGCUGAAGGUGGAGUCGGUCGUCGCCUUCCCUGUUGACCCCAGCAUAGCUUCCUCAUCUCGAGACAAUAGCUGCAUAUUUGCUCUCCAUGCCAAGGAAGGGGAGGUCACCAGUUUCACCACGCCGGGCUUCCCCAACAGCCCCUACCCCAACAACGCUCUCUGCUACUGGGCACUGAGGGCAGAUGCCAACUCUGUCAUCAGCCUGACCUUCAAGACACUGGAGCUGGAGCAGUGCAGGGAUGGCAGUGACUACAUCAAGGUGUACAACUCCCUGAGCCCUGUGGAGCCUCAUGCUAUGGUCAGGCUCUGUGGGAAUUAUGCCCCUUCCUACAACCUGACCUUCCUGUCCUCCCAGAACGUCCUGCUCGUCACGUUGGUUACCAACAAGGAGGGGAGAUUCCCUGGCUUUAAGGCUGAGUUCUUCCAGCUCCCAAAGAUGAAAGCCUGUGGUGGGACUCUGAAAGGAGAGAGUGGCACCUUCACAACUCCCUACUACCCAGCACACUACCCCCCAGCCAUGGACUGUGUCUGGAAGAUAGAGGUUCCCUCCACAAAGAACGUGAAGGUGCGUUUCAACAUGUUCUUCGUGCUGGAGCCUGGGAUCCCUGUCACCUCCUGCACCAAGGACUAUGUGGAGGUCAACAGCACGAGGUACUGUGGGGAAAGGUCCCAGUUUGUGGUGGUCAGUGCUAGCAACAAGAUAGAGGUGCGUUUCCACUCAGACCAGUCCUACACAGACACUGGCUUCUCUGCUGAGUACCUGUCCUACGACUCCAGCGACCCCUGCCCUGGCAAGUUUACGUGCAACACGGGGCGCUGCAUCGACAGGAGCAUGCGCUGCGACGGGUGGCUGGACUGCGUGGAUGGCAGCGAUGAGAGAGGCUGCACCUGUACUGACCAGCAGUUCAAGUGCCAGAAUGGCUGGUGCAAGCCCAAGUUCUGGGUCUGUGACAACGUGGACGACUGCGGCGACAACAGCGACGAGCUGCAGUGCAGCUGUGCAGCAGACAGCUUCAAGUGUGACAACGGGAAGUGCAUCCCCCAGGCACGGCAGUGUGACGGCAAAGACGACUGCGGCGACGGCAGCGACGAGGGCAGCUGCAGCAACGCAGCCCGCACGACCGUGACCUGCAAGGACUACACGUACAAGUGCCGCAGCGGGCACUGCAUCAGCAAACAGAACCCUGAGUGUGAUGGGGAGCAGGACUGUGAGGACAGCUCUGAUGAGGACAACUGUGCCUGUGGCACUCGCUCCUACACCAGGCAGUCUCGGAUCGUGGGAGGGCAGAACUCAGACGUGGGGGAGUGGCCAUGGCAGGUCAGUCUCCACGCCAGGGGCCAAGGGCACAUCUGUGGGGCCUCACUGAUCUCCCAGAGCUGGCUGGUGUCAGCAGCCCACUGCUUCCUGCAGCUCCAGGGCAUCAGGUACUCAGAGCCCAGCCUGUGGACAGUCUACCUGGGCCUGACUGACCAAGGGAGCCUCAACGGUGCCAACGUGCAGACGAGGAAAGUGAAGCGCAUCAUCUCCCACCCCUACUUCAACGACUACACCUACGACUACGACAUCGCCGUGCUGGAGCUGCAGAGCCCAGUCACCUUCUCCUCUGUCAUCCAGCCCAUCUGCCUGCCAGAUGCCACCCACAACUUCCCAGUGGGCAAGGACCUGUGGGUGACUGGAUGGGGGGCGACUUCAGAAGGAGGCACUGGAGCUUCCAUCUUGCAGAAGGCUGAAAUCCGCCUCAUCAACCAGACAGUGUGUAACCAGCUGCUGCCCGACCAGCUCACCCCCCGCAUGAUGUGCGUGGGCAUCCUGACGGGCGGCGUGGACGCCUGCCAGGGAGACUCUGGGGGGCCGCUGGUCAGCGUGGAGCCCAGCGGGCGCAUGUUCCUGGCCGGCGUGGUGAGCUGGGGCGACGGCUGCGCGCAGAGGAACAAGCCUGGAGUGUACAGUCGCCUCACCAGCCUGCGUGGCUGGGUCAAGGAGCAGACAGGCCUUUAAGGACCUUUAGGCCUUUAAGGACCUUCUUUAGGCCUUUAAGGACCUUCUUUAGGGCCUUCAGGGACACACUCAGACUCGUAACCACCGGCCCCGACUGAGCCGUGCGGUAGUGGCGGCUCCUCCGGGCAGAGCACGGCCCAACUGUGAACUCCAACCCUCCCUCUACCUCGCUGCCAGCACCAAGGACGACUCCUCACCAGGCAGAGCUGCUGGUUGAGUUUAGACCCUUCCAUGUUCUCACCUCUCCAGGUAGAAGUUCCUUGUUUGGGGUCUGAGGAAACGUCCUUUCUGUGGCUGAAGCGGCUCCUGGGGACAACUUGAACGAGCGGAGUCAUCCGAGGCACAUCUCUAACUGAAGCUUCCUAAUCAUGCCAAUAAAAUCAGUAACAAAAGGAAAAGGACAAACCCUUUUGUGUUUCAGAGGCACAUUUCAGUGGCACAGGUUCAAAACCAAGCUGGCACAGAAGGUUCCAAGGCCUGGGUGUGUUUGCAGCCCUGCCGUCCGCACCCUUCCUCUGCUCCUCAGCCCUGCUUGGGGGUAAAGGAGUUGGUACCAUGGGGGGAUGAUUUUGGAGGGGGGGAUCCCCUCCAGGAUCCCUCCCAUGGUUGUUGUCCCACACCCUGGCCUCCUCCUUCCAUCCUUUGUCCAACUUGGCUGCUGGGCACAGCGAGUCCAGGGCUGUGGGACUGGAAGGGAGAAGUUUGGCUGCUGCAGGCUGUUGCUCCCCUGGAGGGAAGGGGGCAGAGCUGGAGCCCAGAGCCCAGGGGCAGCAGCACCGGCUGCCUUCAUGGCUGACCCAUUCUCAGCUCCUCCUGCACCAUCCUCAUCCUCCCAGCGAGCAGCAGGAGGCCUGAGCUGCCUUUCCUGGAGCUCACCCCUCGGCUGGGCUGUGCCUGGCAGCAGCCUCUUCCAGCCUUCUUGCUUUUUGCAAAGGAAAAAGGAACAAUGUGAUUUGUGACUGUGCUGAUUUGAUUCCCUUGUCCUGUGUAGCCCUUUCCCUUCCCCUUACAAAGAGCACACUCCAAGAGGGUUGAGUUAACCCCACUCCCCCCCUCACCCCUUCCCCCUGCCUGUAAAUACAUUGUUUUGUAAAACUCUGACGUGGAGAAGCUCUAAUAA